CUCGCGGGGCCCCCGCCGGGGGGUGGGCCAGAGCGGGGCGGUGAGCUGCUGGUGGCGGCUGCAGUUCCUCAGGCUUAGAAUGGAAAGAGUGAAUACAUGAGAUUGUCUGGCCAUGGCAAGGAGAAGAUGCCUGCCUGCUCCAAGGGUGCCAGUGCUGGGAGCAAGAUCAAUGGAUCUCUUCUAUUCCAGGAGACAUGGAGGUCUUUUUGUGGUUGGAGCUACCUGAACUAGAUAAAAGCGUAGAUCAGUCUGCUGUGAAAGUACCUCCCAUGAAGAAGACUGCUUGAUGGCGUAGUUUGUUCUGAAUGUAUCACCUGAUUAGAUAAGCCUUUUCAUGAAAUUUAAAAAACAGAAUUGGUAUUUUUAUGGUGUCCGUGUUUGGCUUGGAUUUUUUUAUCCCCUUCUUUGUCAAUUCAGGAGUAGAUUGAAGAAAACAUGGCCAAUCAACGGGAUUACAUUAGCAGACCUAUUUGCAAUGGAAUUUCUGUUCCUGAAAGUAAAAUCAAUUCCUUAGUGGCUGAAGGUCAUGGACAACAAAUUCUAAAAGUACUACAAAAGUUCAGAGAACAAAAUACAUUUUUUGACUUUAAAAUUAUUGUGAAAGAUGAAAUAAUUCCUUGUCAUCGUUGUGUACUGGCAGCAUGCAGUGAUUUUUUCAGAGCCAUGUUUGAAGUUAAUAUGAAAGAACGAGAUGAUGGCAAUGUUACUAUUAGUAAUCUAUCACCCAAGGCAGUGAGAGCUUUUCUUGAUUAUGCUUACACAGGAAAAACAGAGAUAACAAAUGAUAAUGUGGAAAUGCUCUUCCAGCUGUCAUCAUUUCUUCAAGUUUCACUCCUUUCCAAAGCUUGCAGUGACUUUCUAAUAAAAAGUAUUGAUCUUGUGAAUUGUUUACAGUUGCUUUCGCUAUCAGAAAGUUACGGCUCCGACCGCUUAUUUGAUCAUGCACUAGAUUUUGUGCAGCACCACUUUUCCUUGCUACUCAGAUCAAGUGACUUCUUGGAGAUUAAUUUUGAGAUACUGCAAAAAUGUCUUGAAGCUGAUGAACUAGAUGUCCCUGAGGAAGAAUCAGUGUUGAAAGCUGUCCUUCAAUGGACCAAACACAAUUUAGAAACACGACAGAAGUAUCUGCCUAAUUUGAUCCAAAAAGUGAGACUACACCAGUUACCUGAAAAGACUUUGCAAGACUUUCUGCAUUCUGAAGAAUAUUUACUGAAAAGUGCUAAUUGUUCAGUAAUAAUCAAUGAUGCAGUUAAAAGUGUGCAAAACUUUAGUGGACUGUUUCCAGAUGCACGUCCUUCAACAACAGAAAAAUACAUAUUUGUUCAUAAAACUGAUGAAGAUGGAGAAAACAGGCAUACAUUUUGCUACAACAUCAAAACAGAUAAAUGGAAAGAACUACCAAAUACACACAUGAUUGAUCUUCCAGGGUCAAGUUUAUCUAGCUAUGGCGAAAAAAUAUUUAUAACUGGAGGAUGCAAAGGGAAUUGCUAUAGGACUGUCAGGCUUCAUAUUGCUGAACCGUUUCAUGAUGCCACAGACCAAACCUGGUGCUACUGCCCAGUCAGCAACGAAUUCUCAAUCGUGUCAGCUAUGACAAAGCCAAGGACAAUGCACACCUCUGUUGUAACCUUAAAUCAGUUGUUUGUAAUAGGUGGAAAGACCAGAGGAGCUCAAGAAACCCGAAGUCUUUUGGAUGUAGAAUGUUACAAUCCUCUUUCCAAAGACUGGAAAUCUGUAAGCCAAUUACCAAGAGGUAUCUACUAUCCCGAAGCAAGUGCAUGUCAGAAUAUAAUUUAUGUCCUUGGCUCAGAAGUAGAGAUUACUGAUGCCUUUAAUCCAUCUCUUGACUGUUUCUUUAAGUAUAAUGCUAUGACUGAUCAGUGGUCGGAGCUUGUAGCAGAAUUUGGGCAGUUUUUCCAUGCAACUCUAAUCAAAGCUGUUCCAGUGAACUGCACGCUGUAUAUAUGUGAUCUCUCCACCUACAAGGUCUACAGCUUUUGCCCAGAAACCUGUGUAUGGAAAGGGGAAGGAUCUUUCGAAUGCGCUGGCUUUAAUGCAGGUGCAGUUGGGACAGAAGACAAAAUUUAUAUAUUAGGUGGCGAUUAUGCUCCAGAAGAAAUCACAGAUGAAGUUCAAGUCUACCACAGUAGUAGGUCUGAGUGGGAAGAAGUUUCCCCAAUGCCAAGAGCCUUAACUGAGUUUUACUGUCAGGUCAUUCAGUUUAAUAAAUAUAGGGACCCCUGGUCUUCUGUAAUGACAAUUUGCUCCGGAGAAUUUUAAAACUCCUGAGUCAGAUGAAUCUAUUGAAAUGCACAAGUUUUAGAACAGAUUUUUACGUAUUACUUUGCAGAAAAAUACAUACUAUUUUUGUUUUAAGUUAUUCAGUUUAAAUUGUCAGCUAUAGAGUUGUUUUUGAAAGGGUCCAUAAAACUGUCAUUCAUGCUAUUCACUAUAUAAAGUAUUACUUAGUUUUAUGUACAAGUCUUCUCAGUAGUUAUCUGAAUAAUUUUCAAAACACUACAUUUCAAGAAAGAAGUUAUGAAGAAUUCAUCUUGUAAUGUGCCAUUAUUUCUGUAAUAAUCAUAGUUGACCCAGGAGACAAAUUGCCGAGUGAGAAAAGUGCUUGCGAUACUGUUUUCCCUAUGUAACUGAAGUUUAAAAGUAAUCUACAUUCAUGUGCUGUUUUUUUUUUUUUUUUUUUUUUGUCAAUUUUAUCUUAAUAGAACGACCUUAGCAAAGGCAAAAGCCAAAGUGACCUUCACAGCAUUAAAACCAGGUAUCUAACAUGAAGAGACUGAUAAUUUCUAUCAUCUCACAUCAGCUCUUCCGUUUGACCACUUUUUCUCCAUCCUUGUGCCUUAGUAGUAGCUGUACUUUCUGUUGUCAUCCCAUAGCUGUGGCAAGAAAAACCUUGGUACCAUUUUGCAGGAUGAGAAAGAUUUCUACAGGGUGGACGAUUCCUGUGGGAACUUUUCUGUACAGAAGGUCACCUCAGUCGCUGAAAGAAGAAACGCUUUGAACAGAAGUCUUCCAUCUCUGAAUUCUGCAGCGCUAUCUGAUAAGCAGCAAGCUGUACAAUAAGCUUUAGUUGUUGCUUCAGUUAACUAUGGGAAAAGUUUGUAUCUUGUAACUCCCAAUACUUAAAGUAAAUAGUAUUUUGAAGUUAAAUAACCCUCCCCCCCCCCCUUUUUUUAAAAUUUACUUCUAUAUCAGUUUAAAUGAAUGACACUUUCAUCUUGCACUUCAUAGUAAUUUUAAGUGUUAAAAUAUUACAUGGUAAACACUACAUAAUAUAUUGCUUGAGAAAAUUCCUACAGUAAUCUAUCACCAUGUUAAAAUUGUAAUGGACUUUUCAGUAUUACUAUUAGUCUAGGCAUAAAUAGAGAAAUGAAUUUGAUCUCAUGCAUACAAACUGAGACCUGUGUCUGACGGAAGGACACUGGCAUUAGCUAGGUUUCAUAAACUCGUUUGUAAUCUUCCAUAGCCUGAGAAUUUUCUUUCUUUCCAGAUAUUUAAAUAAGGUUUUGGGAGCCCUUAUGUAUUUAAGCCAUAAAGUUGUGUUAUGCCAGGCAGAAUGGUUCUAAACAUCUAAGCACGUCUUUUCCAAGUAGCUGAAAAAUGAACAAAAUUUAGUGAGGUAGCUAAAACAUCUUUCACAUGGCUUGAGGCAAGUAGGGUAAUUUCAUUAUCACAUCUCUACUGCACGUACUGUUUGCAAAAGUCAAGCUCAACAUUCGUGCUUAAAGCUUGGUAUCACCUAGCAAUGUAUUUCUCUUUCAGACAGCAAACAAUGGCAAGCUCCAAUUCUGUGAUUUUAUUACUUGUUAUCAGAUAUCUUUCAAAAAUUACGUAAUAUUUAUCAUAAAUAUUUUCAUAAGGAUGUAAAUGAAAAUUAUGCACAUUCGGAUAACCUAUUACUAGUGGAACCUUCCCCCUCAGUAAUUUCUAUUAAGGUAUGUGUCAGUUCUGUAGAAUUCAAUAGUUUGUUGUAGUAGUAUUUCAGGUAACUUCCACAUUUAUUUUGCUCUUUUCAUCAUGAGUCUCCAGCUCAUGUUAUAACUACACGUAGACAGGUACCUUUUAGAAUUACCAUAUGGAAAUGCAAGUAUUUUUAUACUGGAACACAACUACUUUUCAUUAAUGCAAACCAAAUGUACUGAAUAGUUAAGAGAGAUGGAGAAAACUAUUCCUGCUUACCAAAACAUCAAGAGACAAAUAAAUAGACAUACAGGAGAACAGUAGUUUUAGCUUUAAUAAGGCUACUCAAGGUAGCAAAGAGACUUCAUUAACCUUUAAUUAUUGCAACUUGUCACUUUCCAUCAGAAAUACUAAUUCUUUGCUUGUGCUUUCAUGCUGUUUUUAUACCCAAGUAAUAAGUAUGCAAUUUAUGCAAUGACAAAAGUGACAUAUUAUGCCCAUAACACAUGGGUAUAAACAGCUAUGCAAGUUGGAAGAGACUAGAGAAGUGCGGAUUAUUUUCAGUUGCCACUGUCCUGACCAAAUUGUUGGGCUGCAUAAACAGCACUAAGUUAGUCACAAAUUCAGGUGAUGCUCUUUCCUCCAGGUUUUUCCUUCCAGCACAUUUUAUCUGGUGGUCCUCCAUCCAGCUACUUGCUAUACACACACACCUCUAUCACAUGACAUCAGACAGAGCAAUGGCGUAUGUGGUAAACUGUACAACGUAUAUAUAUAUAUAUAUAUAUAGUGAAAACAAUGCAGCUUUAUUUGGAAAAACACAUGCUUCUUUAAUAUUCUGCGCGACAUUUGCACAGGAACUAAUGUCAGUUCCCAGUCCGACAAAUCGUUCAUGGAUUUCAAAUGGAGUUUAGCUGUCUUAAUUGGUGAUCAAGAAAUAAAGUGGUGUCCGUUAUUUUACACUAUUGCUUGUAAAAAAAACUAACUGUUAAAUAGAAAGAAAUUUCUUCCAUUAUGUAGGUAAGCCCAUGAAGGAAUAAAAAGGCUAUUUGUUGUAGUGUCACAUACAAGGGUUAUAUCUGAUAGUGGAAUUGAGUGCAGAAGCUGCUGCGCUAGAAAGUCAUGGUUAGAAACAAGGCUUUAUGAUAUGACUAAUGGCCUAUAUUCCACAUGCUGUGAUUAAUACCCAGUGAUAGAUGAAAUCUCAGUGAAGUCAACUACACUACUCAAAAGAAUAUGGAUUAUUUGCUCGAGGUACUUCUGUAAGCCUGGAUCAAAUAUAUAUUUUUAGUUGACUUUACACAGCAGCUGUGGAAUUUAAAAAGAUCCCAAAAUUCAUGCAUUUUUUUCUGUAUAUUUUCUGACUUUUGAAAGCUCACAGAACUUUAUGAAAAUGUAUAUUCCUCUAAAAACAGUCCAUGACUAGAUUAAUGAUUACCUAUGUUCUCACUAAAAUAUAGUAAAAUGUUUAAAACAUUCAAAUUGCAUGUAAAAGUAUAUGCUACUAUUUGCACUUAAAUGAUGUAACCAAAACAUUUCUAAUAGUUGUCUAUUAUAUGUCACAGAACACAUUAUAAGCAUGACCAGUAUAAUACACAUUAAGAUAAUAUAUUGUAUGUGGGAUUUCAAUACCCAGUAAUGAUUAUAUUGGAAUAAUCUUAAUUUUUAAAGAAUGCUAUCAAACCAUUAUGGCACUUUGGUAAUGUUAUCAUAUUGGUUGAGUUAUAAUAAAUAUCAAUUAUUCAGGUGUU
Oxyura jamaicensis (ruddy duck) is the source of this 5666-nucleotide messenger RNA. It is a transcript of the gene KBTBD3, whose product is annotated as kelch repeat and BTB domain containing 3. NCBI's taxonomy places the organism in Eukaryota, Metazoa, Chordata, Aves, Anseriformes, Anatidae. Gene Ontology annotation, molecular function: protein binding. The transcript is spliced from 4 exons. The coding region runs from base 436 to 2280 and encodes 614 amino acids. The record is from RefSeq and is a predicted model, not a curated record.